Messenger RNA from Engraulis encrasicolus (European anchovy), 4131 nucleotides. It is a transcript of the gene asah2, whose product is annotated as N-acylsphingosine amidohydrolase 2. Lineage: Eukaryota; Metazoa; Chordata; Actinopteri; Clupeiformes; Engraulidae. The coding region runs from base 1021 to 3258 and encodes 745 amino acids. Gene Ontology annotation, molecular function: N-acylsphingosine amidohydrolase activity. The transcript has 20 exons. The record is from RefSeq and is a predicted model, not a curated record. Gene Ontology annotation, biological process: sphingosine biosynthetic process; ceramide catabolic process; long-chain fatty acid biosynthetic process. Gene Ontology annotation, cellular component: extracellular region.
UGCAAUGCCCAUUACAAAAAUGUAAAAUUCCCAACAUUCUAUAAAAUGGAUGUAUCUCAUUUUGGAAAAGAGCUCUUCAUAUUCAGUUGUCCAAAGAGUUCUGAAUACGCAACUGAAAUACUCCUUGAGCUUCUUGGAAGACUGAAGAAGAAAUCCAGUUGCUAGGGUUACUAGCUAACUAAACUCGUUCAAUACGGCAACCUUGAUGAGUGGGUAGUCGUGGCCUAAUGGAUAAACAGAUGGGUUCAGAUCAGAGGGUUGCGGGUUCAAAUCCCACCCUUUCACUCCGUAGGCCUACUAUACUCCAUGGCUGAGUUGCCCUUGAGCAAGGCACCUUACCCCAGUGCUGCUUCCGCGACUGUAACCAAUAGGCGUAAUAUCUGUAAGUCUCUUUGGAUAAAAGAGUCAGCCAAGUGUAAUCUAAUAUAAAAGAGACUCUUUAUCGACAUAUCCUUAUUCUGCUCAGCCAAAAGGUACUGUGAAUUUGGGGAUUUUUCCCCUGUUCAUAACCAGCAGUUACAGUAACUUUCAGAUUGUGGAGAAUCAAGUCCAGUUGGAAUGCUACCUGAAACUAGUAGGCCUACCGGUACUUAGCAGUUAAAAUGCCUUUAUUUAUCAAGUGUUUUGAUAAUGUCAUGCCCAUUAAAAUUAAGACAUUUACUACAAAGAAGAUGAGUGCCUUGAUAUUCUACACCCUUUAAAGCUUUCAGAUUGUAUUAUGUAAUACACAGUAAAAGAGACUCUUCACAAAAUCCUUAUUCUGUUCAACUGAAAGGUACUGUGAAUUUGAGGAUUUAUUCCUCUCUUCAUAACCAGCAGUUACAGUAACUUUCUGCUACCUGCUACCUGGAACUAGUACUUAGUAGGCCUAGUUAAAAUGCCUUUAUUUACCAAGUCAUGUUAUGCCCAUCAAAAUAAAGGCAUUCUUAACUACAAAGAAGAUGAGUGCCUUGAUAUUUCUACAGCUUUUAAAACUUUCAGAUUGUGUUCUGUUCAUCAGGAAGGUGUCGGCUGUGAAGGAUGGGAGAGAAGGGGGUGUGCUGUGGCUGGGGCUGCCGGGAGCUGGUGCUCCUGGGGCUGCUCCUGGGUAUGACCACGGCAGUCGUGGCCCUCUCUGUGGUGAUGCUGACUGAAGACGCAGCUGAAACAACACCUGAUCCAGUUACCACUCCACCACCUACAGUGCCUCCCCAUAGCUUCCGCAUAGGGGUGGGUAGGGCUGACGUCACCGGCCCGGUUGGGGAUGUACCCCUGAUGGGCUACGCCAGCUUGGACCAGACAGCGGGGGGUAUUCAUUUCCGUCUGUUCAGCAGAGCCUUCAUUGUGGACGAUGGGGCCAGCAGAGUGGUGUUUGUCAGUGCUGACAUUGGCAUGGUCUCCCAGAGGCUAAGGCUGGAGGUUCUGAACGCUCUCAAGGAGAAAUAUGGGGACCAGUACAACCAAGCCAACGUGGUUCUGAGCGGUACGCACACACACUCUGGGCUGGCGGGCUACUUCCAGUACACACUCUUCAUGAUCACCAGCAAGGGCUACAUCAAGUCAUCCAUAGAGCCCAUCGUCAACGGGAUCGUAAAGAGCAUUGAGAUGGCCCAUACGAGCAUGAGGCCUGGCCGCAUCUUCAUGAGCAAGGGAGAGGUGGAGGAGAGCAACCUGAACCGCAGCCCCCAGUCCUACAUGAACAACCCAGAGGAGGAGAGGCAGAAGUACAAGUCCAAUACCGACAAGGAGAUGGUGGUAUUGAAGUUUACAGAUAUUAAUGGAGAUGGCAUGGGGAUGCUCAGCUGGUUCGCUGUCCACCCUGUCAGUAUGAACUACACCAAUCGCAUGGUCAGCGGGGACAAUCUGGGCUACGCAUCCUACCUGUUCGAACAGGAAAGGAACCUCAAUGCACUUCCUGGUGAGGGAUCGUUUGUGGCGGCGUUUGCCUCCAGUAACCUUGGCGACGUUUCUCCCAACACCAGAGGUCCCUACUGUGUGAACACCUUUGAGAAGUGCGAUUACCUCAACAGCUCCUGUCCCAUCGGCGGGACGAAGAUGUGCGUUGGCUUUGGACCAGGGGACAACAUGUUUGAAAGCACCAGGAUCAUUGGAGACCACAUCUACAGGAAAGGCAAAGAACUGUAUGGCAACGCAGGGCAGGAGCUGAACGGCUCCGUCCAUGGCGCCCACCAGUGGGUCAACAUGACGGACGUCACCGUCCAGAUCAACUCCACGCACACGGCCACAACGUGUAAGCCAGCCCUGGGCCACAGCUUCGCCGCAGGAACAACAGAUGGUGGCGGUGACCUCAACUUCACCCAGGGGGCUGUGGAGGGGGAUCCGUUCUGGGACGGCAUUCGUGAUGCCCUCUUGGGCGCCCCUUCUAACGAGACGCAGGACUGCCAUGAGCCCAAACCCAUUCUCUUCAACACAGGAGAGAUGAACUGGCCUCUGCCGUGGCAUCCAGCCAUAGUGGAUGUGCAGCUCAUCACCAUUGGAUCCCUGGCUAUCGUGGCCACACCUGGGGAGGCCACCACCAUGGCCGGGCGACGGUUAAGGGAAGUGGUCAAACAGGAAUUGCAGUCCAAAGGGGGAUUCUCCAAAGCUGAAGUUGUCAUCGCUGGACUGUGCAACAUCUAUACCCAUUACAUCACCACCUACGAGGAGUACCAGGUCCAGAGGUAUGAGGCAGCCUCUACCAUCUACGGUCCUCACACGCUGAGUGCCUACCUGCAGCACUUUGGAGGUCUCGCCAGGGCCAUAGCAGAGGGUAAAGAGGCUGAGGUGCCCCAGGGUCCAGAGCCCCCGUUCUUCAGUGAUAAACAACUCUUCAGUCUGCUGCCUAAUAAUCCAGUCGACAAGAAGCCUGCCAGCACCAACUUCGGAGACGUCCUGGAACAGGUCUACCCCGUCUACAAAGUGGGAGAAGUGGCUUCUGUGACCUUUGUUGCGGGAAACCCAAGGAACUCCGGAAAUAUGACUGAUAACACUUUCGUCACCGUUGAGAGGUUUCACAACAGCACCCGAACGUGGACGCUGGUUCACACAGAUGCGUCUUGGGAAACAAGAUUCCACUGGCUGAAGGGUUCCGGAGGCCUCAGCAACACCACUGUUGAGUGGCACAUUCCCACGGCCGCCCAGACCGGCAUCUACAGAAUACGCCACUUUGGACACUACAAGCAAAGGAAGGGCAUAACCGGCUCCACCAUCUUGCCUUACAACGGCACGUCUGAUGAAUUUAAAGUCACAAAAACAUACUGGAGCAGAGCAACUGGUUAGGGGUUAGGGAUUUGGUUUCAGCUUCUGAAGGGUUGUAGGUUCAAGUCCCCUUCCUACACGUAGGGUGUGGAUGAGGUUAGUAAAUAACUACUUGCACCCUCAUCCAUGGCUCAGACAUCGUGUGAAAGGUAGAAGUAUGUAAGUUGUUUAUUUUCAAAACGUGUGCUGCUUCCAAUGUUGAUGUGAGAUCUUUUCAUGAACAGAAGUGUAAUAUUACUUAUUAUUAAAUAUUAUUAUUAUUACUUAAUAUUACACUUAUAUGUACUGGUCCGACCAAAUUAGCCUACCGUAUGUUAUGCAGCCAAUGAUGUCAAUGACUGGUAAUUCAAAAUGGCGGAUAUCCAAAUCAAAAUGAACACUUACAAAUUGGCAGAGGUGGUAAAUAUACAUGAGAUAAUAUGACAAAAGAUAACAUCUGUGAAUGGGAAGCAUAAAAUCAGGAAAUACACUACUGAAAAAAUGACAUACUCCAUCUUUCAUGAGACUGUCGUUGUUGGCCUACAUAAUAUCUUACCUUUACAUACUGCACAUCACUCUGGUUAAGUGUCAGCUUAAUGUAACGUUAUUGUUUUAAGUCACUAUGUGAGCGAUUUGAUGUGUGAAUGAUGUUAAAAUGUAAAUUGUCUCAACACUUAGUCUUGUGUCGCUAGACUCGGACAUACAGUAUGUUUGAUUGGAUGUGUGGCUUGAGUGUCGUGUCUGUUUGAAGUGAGACCUGGCAAAAAUUAGAUUUUUUUAAAAAAAUAUGUGAAUUUUAUCUUCUUAUCCGAUUUAAAUUCUUUUGACAAAAAAAUGUACAAACUGUAUAGAAGACAAAAUAAAACAACUGUUUCCUGGUGUGACAUCUCUAUGAACAAGCCGUUUGUUUUGUGU